This is a messenger RNA of Pelagomonas calceolata, 1068 nucleotides long. The record is from the annotation of a GenBank genome assembly. Lineage: Eukaryota; Pelagophyceae; Pelagomonadales; Pelagomonadaceae.
CAGCCAGCCCAGCGCACCGCAUACCUCGUCCAGAGCCGCGCCAAGGUCGCAUCUCUUCGCUGCAACCCGCAUUUUACCGGACCGCUAUCGACGGUGCCGGCUCUGGCGCAGACAAAUAGUAUGGGCCUAACAGGCUACAUCUGCUUCAUGACUGCACUAUCAGUCGCAGCCGCCCUGCUGUAUACGCCGUCGCAGCGAUUGCUCGAAUGCGUCCACUGCCCAAAGUACUUCGUCGUGCGACGCGUCGACUACCUGCACUACCGAAUCGAGCGGGCGCACUACCUGCUGCGCUUUGUUGCCUCAAGCUUUACGGUGCGCGUCGUGCGCGGUGCAGAGGCGUUCGCCGGGCUCGUUUCCCUCGUCGGCGCCGCGACGGUGCUGAACCUUUGCAUGGAGGUCGGCCUGCGGGUCACGGGCCAGCGGCAGAUGCGGCUCCGCGCGUACAGCCGCCUGCCAAGUGCACUCGCGGUGCUCGUUCAGGCGUUCUUCGAGGGCGGCAUGCGUCAGCGUGGUUGUGCCUUCGACUCUGCUCCUACCUGCCCCCAUGCCAUCGCCACGCCUCACGAAACGCGCAAAACGCAGGCGUUUACUUUGGCACGUUCUUCGCCUUUGCGCUGCAUUUGAACGCGGGCGACGCGACAUGCGUCCUGGCUUACGCGACAGCGUGGGUCGUCUUUCCGCUCUGGUCCCUGCUACACGGAUGGCCGCGACCGCGCGCCUACGGCGCGAAGGACCACCUCUCGCGGCGCGAGAUCGUGUCGACGGCGCCGAGCCGGCUCCUUCAGGUGGCGGCCGCGGCCGUGUGUUGGCGCACCGUGGCGCGGCCGCCGGCGCCGUUCCUUCGGGCGGUUGUGGCGACGCAGUUGUGCUUUUUCCCCUGGUAUUUCGGGGCGCUCCGCUGGCUCGGCCGCUCGUUCAUCGAGUGUGAGUCCUCCGCGCCGUCCGCGCUCGCCGACGCGCUGUGCACGGCGUACCGCGCGGCCGAGCCCGUGGCCGGGGCGUUUUCCAUCGUCGCGGCGUUCGCGCUGUUUUUUCCCGAAUGUUGUGAGAAAUAUGUAUAAGUUUAAG